This is a messenger RNA of Cyphomyrmex costatus, 2580 nucleotides long. It is a transcript of the gene Vps53, whose product is annotated as vacuolar protein sorting 53. The transcript is spliced from 13 exons. Gene Ontology annotation, biological process: retrograde transport, endosome to Golgi. Bases 21 to 2531 code for a protein of 836 amino acids. The record is from RefSeq and is a predicted model, not a curated record. Lineage: Eukaryota; Metazoa; Arthropoda; Insecta; Hymenoptera; Formicidae. Gene Ontology annotation, cellular component: GARP complex.
GCGUAGCGUAAUCAAACACGAUGGAGAAUCAUGAGGAAGAUGAGCUGGAAGAGCUUCGUUCUACGAUCUACACGUUCCCGCAGAAUGUGCAGAAAGUGAUCGAGCAGGUCUUAACUAUUACCGAUCCAUUAGAUCAACCUAAUUUCAAUGUAGUGGAUCACAUAAACACAUUAUUUCCCACGGAACAAUCACUGUCAAAUAUUGAUGAAGUGGUGAAUAAAAUAGAAAAUAAGAUACAUACUAUUGACAAAGAGAUACGGUCAGUCGUACGUGGUCAGACAAAUGUGGGUCAAGAUGGUAGAGCAGCAUUGGAAGAUGCACAGAAGGUGAUAAAGCAAUUAUUUAUCCAUAUAAAAGAUAUAAAAGACAAGGCGGAGCAGUCUGAAGAAGCGGUCAAGGAAAUUACAAGGGACAUCAAACAGUUGGAUUUUGCUAAGAAGAAUCUUACUGCUUCAAUAACAGCACUGAAUCAUUUGCAUAUGCUUGUGGAAGGAGUGGAUAAUUUAAAAAUAUUGACGCAAAAGAAGCAGUAUGGAGAAAUUAUCUUACCAUUGCAAGCAGUCAUGGAAGUGAUGCAAAAUUUUAAUAGCUAUAUGGACAUACCACAAGUGAAGCAAUUAUCUGAUCAAGUACGUCAGAUCCAGGAUGAAUUGGCCCAGCAGAUUACAGCAGAUUUCAAGCAAGCCUUUUCAGGCCAGAAUCCAAAACAUUUCAAUCAGUUGACUGAAGGAUGUUUAGUAUUAUCAGUAUUACACCCUAAAGUAAAGAAAGAUCUGCUCGUUUGGUUUGUAAAUAUCCAAUUACAAGAAUACGCACAUUUAUUUGAUGAAAAUCAGGAUUUUGCCUGGUUGGAUAAGAUAGAUCGAAGAUAUGCGUGGAUCAAGAAACAUUUACUCGAUUUCGAGUCGAAGUUUGGUACAAUUUUUCCUCAAGACUGGGAAAUUUCCGAGCGAAUAGCUGUACAAUUUUGCCAUGUCACACGAGAAGAUCUUACUAAAUUAAUGAAUAAGAGACGUAAUGAAAUAGAUGUUAAAUUAUUGCUGUACGCGAUUCAGAGAACCAGUAAUUUUGAGACGCUACUAUCGAAGCGUUUUAUCGGCAGUACUUUGGAGACUUCCGAUGCUAAGACCAUGCUAAUUAGUAAUAAAGUUGUGGAGAAGGUUCCGGGAAAUCCUUUUGAAGAAGAUGAAGAGAAGAUUGAAAAUGAAAAACCGCAAUCAUCUCCAUUCGAAAAAUUAAUAGGAAGAUGUUUCGAACCAUACUUGAACAUUUAUAUAGAAAGUUUGGAUCGCAAUUUGGCAGAUUUGAUGGACAAGUUCGUAUCCGAUUCUAAAACGCAACCGCCAGGUGCUAAGGAAUUUGACGGCAUCGAAGGUCCGAGUAGCGUCUUGAGUUCGUGUGCCGAUUUGUUUGUAUUUUACAAAAAAUGCAUGCUGCAAUGUACGCAACUCAGUACUGGCUUAAUCAUGCUAAGCCUUGCCGAGACCUUUCAAAAGUACUUACGAGAGUACGCUGUAAAGAUUUUACAGAAUAAUUUACCCAAAAUCGGAGGCAGUGUAGGAAUUGGUACCAGUAUGAGUAAUAUCACACGUGACUUACGAGAUAAUUUGUCAACGUCAGGCUUUAUUCAAAAUUUUCAAAGUUUUCUGAAGGAAGGAGAAACUGCCAGAUUUAGCAAAGAGGAGCAAUCUCGUAUAUGCUGUAUUUUAACAACAGCAGAAUAUUGUUUAGAAACGACACAGCAAUUAGAAGAGAAACUUCGUGGAAAAACAGAUAAAUGCUGUUCGGAAAAAAUAAAUUUAUCUCAAGAACAGGAUAUCUUCCACAAUGUGAUUUCAAAUUGUAUCCAAUUGCUAGUUCAAGAUCUGGAAGCAGCGUGCGAAUCCGCAUUGACUGCAAUGACCAAGGUGCAAUGGAGUUCUGUAGAAAUUGUGGGCGAUCAGAGUAAUUAUGUUAAUACAAUAAUAGCACACCUUCGACAAACAAUACCAACCAUACGAGAUAGACUAUCUUCUUGUAGAAAAUAUUUUACACAGUUUUGUGUCAAGUUCGCCAGCUCUUUCAUAGCAAAAUUAGUACAGCAAUUAUUUAAGUGUAAGCCAUUGAAUGCCGUUGGCGCAGAACAACUGUUAUUAGAUGUUCAUAUGUUGAAAACAGCCUUGUUGGAUCUUCCAUUGACAGGUUAUCAAAUACAGAGAAAAGCUCCAGUAACAUACACGAAAGUUGUAGUCAAAGGCAUGGCAAAUGCUGAAAUGAUAUUGAAGAUUGUAAUGUCUCCAAUUGAAUCUCCUAAUGAUUUCGUGAAACAGUGCAAUAAACGCUUACCUGAUUUACAGUCUUCAGAAUUCCAAAAAAUUUUAGACAUGAAGGGAUUGAAAAAGAUGGACCAAGAUCAAUUGCUUAAACAAUUUAAACAAUCUGAAAAUACGGAUGUUGCAGAAGCCACGAAAAAUUAUGUAGUACAUAAUAGUCCAGAACAUGAAGCUGGAAGAAUUAAGAGACUAGAAAAGCUCAUCAAGAAACGAAUUUGAGGAUACUAGAUAUAAUAUUUAUUCUAACUGUAUAUAGAUAAAUUUAGGA